Messenger RNA from Musca domestica (house fly), 1837 nucleotides. RefSeq lists its product as uncharacterized. Lineage: Eukaryota; Metazoa; Arthropoda; Insecta; Diptera; Muscidae. The transcript is spliced from 4 exons. The record is from RefSeq and is a predicted model, not a curated record. Bases 53 to 1597 code for a protein of 514 amino acids.
UCUCUAAUCCCCCCCCCCUCUCCCCCUCCACCACACACACACAUUCACCACAAUGAAACGACGGAAAGUUCACAUCUACUUUGCCAGCCUACAGACCAGCCUUAGUCUGAUAGCCCUCAGCUCUCUGCUACUCUGCCAACAAACAGAUUCCGCAAUAAUACCCCCACCCUGGAGUGAUCCAGAUAAAAAUCCAUGUGCCACCAUGCCCGGCGGCUGGCAAUUACUCUAUUGGCCACCAUUGAAGAAAUGUUUUAAAAUUUUUAGUCUAGGUUAUCCCUGCCCCGAGACAAUGGAACUGAGUCCCACAAUUCCCAUUGGGUCGAGUAAGAAACGCCAAAUGUCAAAUGCCCCUGUGGCCGAAUGUCGUUGUCCGCCGGGCACUGCGUUAAGUGGGCAGACCAACAAAUGCUAUAAAAUCUAUGAGCGAGGUCCAUGUGCCAAGGGUCAGUAUUUUAAUCCGGUAGCAGAAAUGCAACAGGGUAAUAAGAGGACCACAAAUCGUUGGGGUGUUUGCAAAACACCCAAGACAUGUCCAGAAAAUCAGCUGUUCUGGCCUCAGGAUGGUAAAUGUUAUAGCCGGCUAACCAAAGGUCCCUGCACCCGGGGAAAAUUAUUAGUUUCAAAUGAGGAUGGUCUGGCGGAAUGUAGGUGCGAAGAUUCUGGCGAAUUGAAACCCUUUUAUUAUGAUUUGGAAGAUAGCUGCCAUGAACACUUCACAAAGGGACCCUGUUCAACACCGGGGCACUUAUUUUUGCCCGGUGGCAUUUGUGAUUGUCAUCGGAGGUUACCGCAUUAUCAUGAGGACUACCGGAUGUGUUAUGAAUUAAAUACCCCUGGACCUUGUCCGCCGGGUAAUAUCUUUACCCUGCCGGAAAAUGUAACGGGUGGAGAAGAUGAAAGGGAUUUGAGCACAUUGAUGGCAAGAGCCCAGUGCCAAUGUAAGGAAGGCUAUGUACCAUGGUCGGAUGGUUUCUGUUAUCGCCUGUACACUCGGGGACCCUGCGACCAGAAUGAGUUCCUGGUGAAUGCCACAACUUGUGUGGAGAACUUCUGUGGUAAAAAUCGCCUAUAUUUCCCUGAUCAGAAGCAAUGUUAUCGCAUUGGUUCACAGGGACCCUGUGAUCUGCAUCAAGUUGUAGUUUUUGAUUUCACGGCCCGACCCUCCGUGGAUGGUAUCUCGUACAAUGGCAUGUGUGGUUGUGCUGGUAUUAUAAUGAAUUUAGAUCAGCAGUGUUCAAAACCCUCGGAGCCAAUGACAAAUACUUGCGAAUCCACACCGGGUAUGGUGGAGCUGGAGGGAAAUUGUUAUAAAUUAUAUUCCAGGGGUCCAUGUGGCCCGGGACAAUGGUUGGAACCCAUCAAAUCUGUAACUACUUCGGAUACAGCCAGGCGCAUACAAACCAAGGCGAAAUGUGUUUGCCGACCAGGCUAUACGGCCGUCGUGAGUCCCGAGAAUUCCACCACAACCAUAGAACGUUGCAAUGCACCCACCGUGGGUUUGGCCAGGUAUUUAACGGAAAAUUCCCUACAACAAAGACAAAACUCUAAGUUUCCCAUAACCCUGUUUUCAACUAAUUUUCCAAAUCGUAAUUUCUAAGACACCAACACCAUGUUGUACAAAAAAACAAAACAAAACUAUGCAUGUUUCUUGGAAAAAUACAAAAAAAAUGUGAUUUACUUUCUCUAUCUGUUCUACUGCCAUGGAUCUGCUAUUCUUGCCCUGAUUUUCCUACUGUGCAUGUUUCAAAACCUAUGUAUUCUUUUUCGUCCACCAUUAUUUGUUUUGUAUUUAUUGUUCAAAUUUGUUAAUUUAAAUUGAAAUUGUUUUUUGUUUUAA